UUCCGCGGGCGGACAGAGGGGCAGCGGGCAUGGGGGAGCCGCGGGGCGCGGUGGCGGCGAGAGCGGCGGCCAUCGUGCUCGGGGCGGGAGCCUGCUACUGCCUGUGGAGGCUGGCGGCGGGCGGCCGGCAACGACCGCGGCCUGCGGGAGGGGCGGCGCGGGGCCCGCCGCCAGCAGAUAACAGUCCUCCAGUGUCAACCCAUACGAUGGAUGCAGACGCUCUACAGAAACUUAUUUAUUUGCUGCAUGCCACAGAUGAUCCAUUAAUUCAAGAGCAAGCUUUAAUCACUCUCGGCAACAGUGCUGCCUUCUCUGUAAAUCAAGAUAUAAUCCGGAAUUUGGGUGGCCUUUCUGUUAUUGGAGGGAUGCUCUCAGAUUGUGUUCCCAAAGUUAAAGAAAAAGCACUGAAUGCACUUAAUAAUUUGAGUAUGAAUAUUAAAAAUCAGGAAGAGAUACAGGUAUAUAUUACACAAGUGUGUGGGAAUAUUGAGUCGGCUCCCCUGAACUCUGACCUGCAGCUAGCUGGACUCCGACUGUUGACAAAUAUGUCUGUUACCAGCAACUACCACCCUAAAAUGAUAAGCUCAAUUCCAUGCCUGCUUCAUUUGCUUUCAGAAGGAACUGAAAGGACACAGAUUCAGGUUUUGAAAGUACUUGUGAACUUAUCUGCAAACCCAGCCAUGACAAGACAUCUUCUCAGAGGUCAAGUGCCAACAUUGCUGUUACUUCUUGACAACUGUACAAACAGAGAUAUUCUGCUUAGAGCCCUGGUGUUUGCAGCAAACUUGAAAAAGAAUGUGAACAACAGAGAUGGCACAAUGGACCGAUACAGUGAAAGUUCCAUUUUCUUUACACUCUGUGGGGACUCUACUGCAUUUGCUCAGAAACUGGCAUCUUUGUUGCAUCACCCUGAUGCAGAAGUGAAAGAGCAAGUUGUGAGGAUAUUAACACAGUAGUGAUUCCUUUUUUUAAAAAGAACAGACUGACCUGAUGAAAAUAUCUCACCUUAGGAAUGAUGGGCUAAAAACCCCCAAAAAGCAACAAAACACCAAUGCCAGACAUACUAAAUAGUACCAUAUUAUUAGGCACAACUCAUAGAAUAGUUAGGGUUGAUAAGGACCUUAAGAUCAUCAAGUUCCAAGCCCCCUGCCAUGGUCAGGGACACCUCACACUAAACCAUCUCACCCAAGGCUCUGUCCAACCUGGCCUUGAACACCAACAGGGAGAGAGCAUUCACAACUUCCUUGGGCAACCCAUUCCAGUGCCUCACCACCCUAACAGUAAAGAAUUUCUUCCUUUUAUCCAAUCUAAACUUCCCCUGUUUAAGUUUUAACCUCUUACCCCUUGUCCAGUCACUACAGUCCAUAAUGAAAUGUCCCUCCCCAGCAUCCUUACAGGCCCCCUUUAGAUACUGGAAGGCUUCUAGGAAAUCUCAACACAGCUUCUUUUCUCCAGGCUGAACAGCCCAAACUUUCUCACCCUGGCGAAUCAGGUACUACAAAAGAGAAUUCAAUGUAUUUAACAGAGCAUAACAUUUUUUUAAUGAACAAGAUAAAAGCAAUAGCUUAAUACUGAGAAACAACUGGACAGCUGGUACAGGUACACAAGGGGGAGGAACAGUUGAAAACAUGAACUUCCAGAUGUACAGUGAACAUUUGAAAUGGAGAAACUAAUUAAAAUACUCUCAGUAUCAUAAAGAA
Neopsephotus bourkii (Bourke's parrot) is the source of this 1700-nucleotide messenger RNA. RefSeq names its product armadillo repeat containing 10 (gene ARMC10). Gene Ontology annotation, cellular component: mitochondrion. NCBI's taxonomy places the organism in Eukaryota, Metazoa, Chordata, Aves, Psittaciformes, Psittacidae. The record is from RefSeq and is a predicted model, not a curated record. The transcript is spliced from 6 exons. Gene Ontology annotation, molecular function: protein binding. The coding region runs from base 30 to 956 and encodes 308 amino acids.